CAUAAUUCAUCGUAGUACCUUGCAAUCAACAAGAUGGCGGCGCCCAGUGUGCUCUCAAAAUGCCGUGGAAUGCUUUUGCACAGACCGUUUCCAAGAUAUUUGCAAAGGAAAGUCUUGAGGCAUCUGUGGGCAUCAUGUUCAUGCGGUACAUCAGCAGCUGCAGGCCCGAGGAGUACACCAGAGUCAGCUCCAGAUAUCUUCAGGACAGCGGAGGAGUCCCCAGCGAACCAUGGAAUGCAGCACAUUGGUCAGUAUUACACCAUCCCCAGAAAAGAUGUCAAAACCAUCCUACCAGUGGGCAGCUCAACCAGAUGGGAACAAAUGAUUGAUCCCUUUCAGGAAGCAGCCAUCAUGGUCAGGCAACCCGCUGUGGAGAUCAUCAACUACCUCAAGCAGGCCAACUACGAGCAUCCGCCCGUCCGCUAUGUCCUGUACGGCACAAGAGGCAGUGGGAAGACCAUGACGUUGUGUCACAUCAUUCACUACUGCCACAGCCAGGGCUGGCUUAUUGUUCACGUCCCCUGUGCUAAUUCGUGGAAUGUGAAAGGCAGAUUUGAUUACAUCGAUUCAGUUCGUCACGAGGGGAUGUAUGACCAGCCAGCAUUCUCGUCAGAGUGGCUCAAACAUUUCAGAGCAAGAAAUGAACACUUUCUGAAAGAGCUGCAGGCGAGUGAGGAUUACGUGUGGAGCAGACGAGAGACCACAGAGAAGGGACAGCCUCUCCUGGCCAUCGUUGACCAGGGUGUUGCAAGGCCAAAGAACGCCAGCGACGCCAUCGGUGUAAUCUUGAAGGAACUGCAGUUACAGAGCCAGAGAGGUGCAUUCAAGAUGCUGUUUGCUGUCAAAGGUGUCAAUGGAUUCUUUGCCGAGAAGACGAUCGUACGCAAACCUGGAGGAUACGUUAUUCCAGUGACGGAAAUGACCAUGGUGCAACAUUUUAAGAAGAUGCUGCUUGGAAAAUGGAUCAACGGUGCCAUUGUGACCAGUGUAGAUCAGCAUCUCUUUCGUCCCCGGCGACCAGACUUCAAACCACUCCACCUGUUGCAAAAAGAGGGUUUUGAGGCGAUGGACCCUUUUGUUCCGGUGUUUGUCGACAACUACACGGAUAAAGAGUUUGAGAGCUGCGUGGCGUUGUACAAAGAGAAGAAGUGGAUUCAGAAUGAAGCAGCUUUCACCAAUGACGGUAUGUUGCAGCUGCGGUUCCUGACGGAGAAAAAUCCAGCGGCCCUCUGUCGGGUGUGCGCUCCACUUUGACUGGCAUCCUGCAUCUUGUAGAUAUAUUUAAAUUGCUAUUUGGGUUAAAAUUGCUAGGGAAAAAAACACAGACGGGGUGGAGCUUUUCUUAAUGCUUACGGGAAAAAACAACACACUUUUUUUCCCUCCAAGUUCAUUAGCAGUCACGUUUUACUUUUAAAGGAAAAAAGGCAGGGGGAGCUUGAACAAAAGCUUUCUAUGUUUGUUUUGGGGAGCGAAGGUGCCAUCGAAAUGUCCUCACAUAUUAGACGUCAUGGGAAACACUUCUUAAAAUAUAGUUAAUUCUGCCGUGUUGGUAAGAUUUACUUGAUGGUCUGAAGAAUAGAAACGAACUCGUUGCUGCAUACGUUUUCCACUUUAAACAUGUCUGUUGCAACGAAAAGGUUUUCAGCAGACAAAUCAUAACAGAAUUUGACAGUACAUGCACACAUUUUGUUUAUUCACAAUGGCAAACAAAAUGUUCAACAUUUAUCCGCCCGCUCCCAAUUUGCUCUUUGAAUAUAAGCUACUUUGGCAUCAAAAAUCCCUUUAUUUUUUAACCCUGAAUAUCAACCCACUGUGAUCUCCAAUUGUACUUCAUAAGACAUGUCAGGAGAACACCUGUCCAGCUUACUGAUGGUUGGCAUUCACACCAAAUUAUUUUUCAAAUGUUGCUUCCACGUAUGUUCCCUCAGUAUUGGUAUUAUUUCCAUCUCAUUUUUGCGAAGUUUAGCAAUUCCUUACUUUUAGCCUUGCCAAAAGAGUAUUUUUCAAACUGGCCACUCUGUCAUCCUAAAACCCUAUUCUUGUGGGGGGGGUACUAUUCAAGAAAAAUCCACCAAAAAUUCCUGCAGAAACUCUGAACCAUUUUAUUUGGAUGUUCAGUUUUUAUGCAUUGUGUUGACUUUAGUAACUUUGUUACCCUUAACAUGUAGUGCUAUGCACUUUUCACGUGGUAUUGUUUUUUUCCAUCAAUUUUUGUUUUCCCCUCGUUCCAUGUUAUAAAUAAAGCAUUUUGCUUUCAACAAAGUCCACGUUACGAGUGGCGUAAACAGGCUCUUCUCAGAGGGGGUAGUGGUUAAUUUCAUGCAUGCACGAGUGUUAAACGUACAUGUACAUGUAUUGAGCACAACAUUUCUGGUGUAGUCAGCACUGUGACUCGGAACCCAUUAAGCUUCUGCUUAGCAAAAGCCCCUAUUUUAAAAAAUAAAAUUAAUGUUGUAUUCCAAUUUUUGACACAUUUGGCCUGGCUUCUCAGACACAUGAAAAACUGUGUAUGUAGUCUACGGGCAUUUUAAGCAUGCAUUAAAGAGAGGUCAUGCUAUUUAGCAUCAACAAGCGUCAAAAAAGUGUCAAAAAGUUACUCAACCAAAUUUUUGCACGUAAAGAUCAUAUUCGAUGUGUUACAUUUAUCUAAAAUGAUAGUUGAGUGUGGCAAUUUGAGCGACAAAGUUGGGCCUGGUGGGGCCUGCUCGAGUAGCCCAACCGGCUGCUAUCAUUUUUGUGGGGAUGGCAGAGAAAAGAAAGAUGGCGACCUCAAUACAUCACAAAAACUGUUUCUUUUCCUGCAAGAAUCUGCAAGCAAAUUUGCUGUUUCUCUUACACAGUGGCAGAUGUUAGAGUCUGUAAAAUAUGAUAAAACCUUUUCAAAAAUUGUCAAGGGUAUUUUCAAGUUGUUGACGCUUUUGUUGGUGCUACCGGUGUGUUGACAUGUUUGACACUUGUUGACAAUAAACAGCAUGAACGUUAAACUUUAGAGAACAGGGUUUUUCUAAAAGUCAUGGCUGCUGUCAUUGUUAAACACCUCUGGUUCCACAUGGGGACAAGACAUCUCUUUAGAAAGCUCAGGAUGGGGCACUAAGGAAUGUGUACCCUGGUCCAACUGGCUGGUUUCUUGAAGGCUGGAGUGUGGCGUAAGGUCAAAAUAGUUGCUGUAAAAAAUCAGACAGAGGAAAUAAAUGAGACAAUAAAAUAAGUUACGAGAACGGAAUGGGGAAGAAAUGUA
Messenger RNA from Acanthaster planci (crown-of-thorns starfish), 3238 nucleotides. It is a transcript of the gene dap3, whose product is annotated as death associated protein 3. NCBI's taxonomy places the organism in Eukaryota, Metazoa, Echinodermata, Asteroidea, Valvatida, Acanthasteridae. Gene Ontology annotation, cellular component: mitochondrial ribosome; mitochondrial small ribosomal subunit. Gene Ontology annotation, molecular function: structural constituent of ribosome. The record is from RefSeq and is a predicted model, not a curated record. Gene Ontology annotation, biological process: apoptotic process.